Messenger RNA from Bombina bombina (fire-bellied toad), 1797 nucleotides. RefSeq names its product potassium voltage-gated channel subfamily C member 2 (gene KCNC2). The record is from RefSeq and is a predicted model, not a curated record. Gene Ontology annotation, biological process: potassium ion transmembrane transport; protein homooligomerization. Gene Ontology annotation, cellular component: neuronal cell body membrane; axon; voltage-gated potassium channel complex. Lineage: Eukaryota; Metazoa; Chordata; Amphibia; Anura; Bombinatoridae. Gene Ontology annotation, molecular function: protein binding; delayed rectifier potassium channel activity.
AUGGGUAAGAUUGAUGAGAAUGAGAGGAUAAUCCUUAAUGUCGGGGGCACAAGACAUGAGACAUACCGAAGCACCCUAAAAACCAUACCAGGGACUCGACUAGCCUUGCUCGCCUGUGAUUCACAGAGCAUUCAAGGGCUGGAGCUACAACCAAUUUCAGGACCCUUUCAGUGUAGCCCCAGGGGCAAUGAAUUUUUCUUUGAUAGGCACCCUGGUGUUUUUGCCUAUGUGCUUAAUUAUUAUCGCACAGGUAAGCUGCACUGCCCAGCAGAUGUGUGUGGGCCUCUCUUUGAAGAGGAACUGGCUUUUUGGGGUAUUGAUGAAACAGAUGUUGAGCCCUGUUGUUGGAUGACUUAUCGUCAGCAUCGUGAUGCAGAAGAAGCACUGGAUAUAUUUGAGACACCAGAUUUGAUUUCUGGGGAACCACCACUUAUAGACGAGGAUGAAGAAGAUUUGGAUAAACGGUUAGCAAUUGAAGAUGUUGUUGGUCCUGAUGGAAAAGUUGGACGGUGGAGAAGGUUGCAACCUCGCAUAUGGGCUUUAUUUGAAGAUCCAUACUCUUCCAGAGCUGCCCGGUUCAUCGCUUUUGCUUCGUUGUUUUUCAUCCUUGUUUCAAUAACAACCUUUUGUCUGGAGACCCAUGAAGCAUUUAAUACUAUCAUUAACAAGACUGAGACAAUAAACAAUGGCACAGAAAUUGUUUCAUUAAUUGAAAUAGAAACUGAUCCCGCAUUGACAUAUGUUGAAGGAGUCUGUGUAGUAUGGUUUACAUUUGAAUUUUUAGUACGUGUCACUUUUUGUCCUGACAAACUUGAAUUUGUCAGAAACCUUUUAAAUAUUAUUGAUUUUGUGGCUAUUCUGCCAUUUUAUUUGGAGGUUGGUUUAAGUGGUCUUUCCUCCAAAGCUGCUAAGGAUGUGCUAGGAUUCCUCAGGGUUGUGAGGUUUGUUCGUAUCCUACGAAUUUUCAAAUUGACCCGUCAUUUUGUAGGACUAAGAGUACUUGGGCACACUCUUCGAGCUAGCACUAAUGAAUUUUUACUUCUCAUAAUAUUUUUGGCUCUAGGAGUCUUGAUAUUUGCCACCAUGAUUUAUUAUGCAGAAAGAAUAGGUGCCAGUCCCAAUGAUCCUUCAGCAAAUAAGCAUACACAAUUUAAAAACAUUCCAAUUGGAUUCUGGUGGGCUGUUGUUACUAUGACAACAUUGGGUUACGGUGAUAUGUAUCCACAGACUUGGUCCGGAAUGUUAGUAGGUGCAUUAUGUGCUUUAGCUGGUGUGCUCACUAUAGCAAUGCCUGUACCAGUCAUUGUUAACAACUUUGGAAUGUACUACUCUCUUGCUAUGGCAAAACAAAAGCUUCCAAGAAAAAGAAAGAAGUAUGUUCCUCAUGCGCUUCAGGCGGGAUCACCUACCUUCUGUAAGAUGGAUUUGACUAUGGGAUGCAACAGCACGCAGGUAGAUUCAUGCCUCGGUAAAGACAACAGGUUGAUGGAACACAAUAUAUCAGGUGAAGACAGUUCAGGAAGUGAUCAGCCUCUUUCACCAGGGGAGAGAUACCCAAUUAGACGCUCUAGUACCAGAGACAAAAACAGAAGAGGAGGUCCCUGUUUUCUUCUGACCACAAGUGAUUAUGCAUGCAAUACUGACGGAGGGAUACGGAAAGGAUAUGAGAAAUCCCGAAGCUUAAACAACAUAGCUGGCUUGGCAGCCAAUGCUCUGAGACUGUCUCCAGUAACAUCACCCUACAGCUCACCUUGUCCUCUAAGACGUUCUCGAUCUCCCAUCCCAUCUAUCUUGUAA